Capsella rubella is the source of this 2109-nucleotide messenger RNA. RefSeq names its product pentatricopeptide repeat-containing protein At1g09900. Gene Ontology annotation, molecular function: protein binding. The transcript has a single exon. The record is from RefSeq and is a predicted model, not a curated record. NCBI's taxonomy places the organism in Eukaryota, Viridiplantae, Streptophyta, Magnoliopsida, Brassicales, Brassicaceae. The coding region runs from base 158 to 1960 and encodes 600 amino acids.
UCCUCUGUUCUUCUUCUUCUCCUUCCUCUCACUGACUCAAAAAUCUCUGAUUCGAUGUCUUAGAAACCAUUUGCUUAGAGAGGAUUAAGUUUAGUUAGUCUACGUUCCGAAAUUUGCUAUCGUUUCUGUAGGGAAGAUUUUGUUGUUAUAUAUCUCUAUGGAUUUUAUGGUGUCCACAAGCAGUGUACAGGAAGGGUUUUGUUUGAUUCAACAAUUUCAUCGCGAGAGUAAACGAAGUAACAAGCUUGACGUCUCAGGGCGCACGAGAAGUGGUAGUAUUAGGUCUAAAGUCCCUCUUGGGUCACGAAAAAGGAAUCGACUUGUUACUGUUUUCGCGGCCUCCAAAGUCGAGAGUUCGGGUCUUAAUGGUAGAGCUCAAAAGUUCGAAACUUCUUCUGCCUCUGGGCAUACCAACAGUAACGGUAACGGUCAUUACAGCACUGCGAAUUCGUCUUUUGCGUUGGAAGAUGUCGAGAGUAACAACCAUUUGCGUCAGCUGGUUAGAACUGGGGAAUUGGAGGAAGGGUUUAGGUUUCUGGAAAACAUGGUUUAUCACGGUAACGUUCCAGAUAUCAUUCCCUGCACGACACUGAUCCGUGGGUUCUGUAGGAUGGGUAAGACGAGGAAAGCCGCAAAGAUCUUGGAGAUUCUUGAAGGCUCUGGUGCUGUUCCUGAUGUUAUAACUUACAAUGUUAUGAUUAGUGGGUAUUGUAAAGCCGGGGAGAUCAGUAACGCUUUAUCUGUUCUCGAUAGAAUGAGUGUUUCCCCGGAUGUUGUCACUUACAAUACCAUCUUGCGUUCUCUCUGCGAUAGUGGGAAACUAAAGCAAGCCAUGGAGGUUCUUGAUAGGAUGCUUCAGCGAGACUGUUAUCCUGAUGUCAUUACUUACACUAUAUUGAUCGAAGCUACUUGCAGAGAUAGCGGUGUUGGACAGGCCAUGAAGCUUCUAGAUGAAAUGAGGGAUAGAGGAUGUACGCCAGAUGUUGUCACUUAUAACGUUCUCGUCAAUGGUAUUUGUAAAGAGGGAAGACUAAAUGAGGCGAUCAAGUUCUUGAAUGACAUGCCAUCUUCUGGAUGUCAACCAAAUGUUAUUACACAUAACAUAAUUCUGCGGAGUAUGUGUAGUACCGGGAGAUGGAUGGACGCGGAGAAGCUUCUUGCUGAUAUGCUUCGUAAAGGCUUUUCGCCAAGUGUUGUCACUUUCAAUAUCUUGAUUAAUUUCUUGUGCAGAAAGGGUUUGCUUGGCCGAGCUAUUGACAUUUUGGAAAAGAUGCCUAAUCAUGGAUGCCAGCCGAAUUCUUUGAGUUACAACCCGCUGCUUCAUGGGUUUUGUAAGGAGAAAAAGAUGGAUAGGGCAAUCGAGUAUUUGGAAAGAAUGGUCUCUCGUGGUUGUUACCCGGACAUUGUGACCUACAACACUAUGCUAACGGCUUUGUGCAAAGAUGGGAAAGUUGAAGAUGCGGUUGAGAUACUCAAUCAACUUAGCAGCAAGGGAUGUUCUCCGGUUCUAAUCACUUAUAAUACUGUCAUCGAUGGGCUUGCAAAAGCAGGUAAAACAGGCAAAGCGAUAAAACUUCUUGACGAGAUGCGUGCUAAAGAUCUAAAGCCUGACACUAUCACCUAUUCCUCUCUUGUCGGAGGUUUAAGUAGGGAAGGUAAAGUAGAUGAAGCCAUAAAGUUUUUCCAUGAGUUUGAGCGGAUGGGCAUUAGGCCAAAUGCAGUCACCUUCAACUCUAUAAUGCUAGGACUCUGUAAGACUCGACAAACGGAUCGCGCCAUUGAUUUCUUGGUUUAUAUGAUCAAUAGAGGGUGUAAACCGACUGAAACGUCAUACACGAUUCUGAUAGAAGGCUUAGCUUAUGAAGGUAUGGCAAAGGAAGCUCUGGAGCUGCUUAAUGAGCUUUGUAACAAGGGACUCAUGAAGAAAAGCUCUGCAGAGCAAGUUGCAGGGAAGAUGUAGCAUAAAGUAGUUCACUCGCUUGUCUUGAUUUGUGCUUAAGAGAACAUUUUCAAUGGCUCCUUUCUACUUAUUAAGUCUUAGGUUCAGUAUUGAUUUUGUCAGAAUUUUGGUCUUUGGAGUUUGCAUAUCAAUAUGAUUCAGUUGUUACA